AAAAUGAUUUUGCAAUUUGCCGAAGAAUUAUGUAUAUUUUGUGAAGCAAGUUUAACAUUAAAAGAAGCUCUAUAAAUUCUUUGACUUGGUUUUUAUAUCAGUUACUACUACUGUACAUUGCACUAUAGUGUACUUUCCACCUAAUUAGCCAAGUAUAAUAACAAACCACCCCCCAUAUCUCUCUCUCUCUCUCUCUCUCUCUCACACACACACACACACACACAAACACACACACACACACACACACAGUGUGCCCCCAUAACUUAUAGCUGCUCCAAAGCAUUGGGUUUUGAUAUUAACUUUGUAAAAACCAACCACAUUGCACCAAUCUUGAAUUCCUCUUGAGAUCUCCAUUUUCCUAAUUCUUACCUGUUUUCACUACCAAUACACCAACAAAACACACGCACACAGUUUCUUGAAUCAAAACCCCAAAACACACACAAACAAAAGGAAGGUGAUGAAGGGUUUGUGAAGAAUCAAACAAUGGAGGUAGCAACACACAUGAAGUGCAGCAACAUAUGGGAAAGUAUAAUAGGACAAACAAAGGUGGCCCAAUCAAAGGGCAGCGAUCCGAUGACGUGGUCGAUAGAAAUAUCGUCGGAAUUGAGGUCACUUGGAAUAAGUUUGCCUUGUGUUGAAUUAGGCAAACAUUUAGUAUCACACAUUUGCUGGCAAAACAAUGUACCCAUUGCUUGGAAGUUCUUGGAACAAGCUUUAUCUCUCAAGAUUGUGCCACCUUUUCUUGUUCUUGCCUUGCUCUCUUUCAGGGUAAUCCCACAUCGGCAUUCUUGUCCAGCAGCAUUUAGACUAUACAUGGAACUCCUAAAGAGGCAUGCUUUCUCACUCAAAGAGUGCACAAAUUUGCCAAACUAUCACAAGACAAUGAAUUCAAUAGACAAAGUUCUUGACUUAUCUCAGAUAUUUGGCUUGCAAGAAAACGAAGCUAGUGCGCAGCUGGUUCUUUUCGUCUUUUCCACUGUCUGGCGGUUAGUCGAUGCAGCACUAGAUGACGAAGGAUUACUUCAACUUACAGAGAACGAGCCUAAAUGGCCUGUAAGACCACAAGAUAUGGAAAUAGACAAUGUAUACGAAGAGAAGAGAAAAGAAUACAGCGAGAUAUUGCAAAAUGUUAACACAAUCAUGGCUGUUGAGUUAAUCGGCCAGUUCUUACAAAACAAAGUGACUUCUAAGAUUCUUUACCUGGCACGACAAAACAUGUGCACGCACUGGGAAAGCUUGAUACAGCGAAUGCAGCUGCUUCUAGAACAUUCAUCCGCUCUGAGAAACUCGAAAUGUAUUUCACCGGAAAUUCUUCUGAAGUUAAUAUCGGACACUCACAAGAUUAAGGUCCAUCCAGUUGUACAAGCCACGCCCCUCGUUAACUCUGCUGGUCUCUGUAUCGGGACUAGUCAAUCUGCUCUUUGGCUUCCUCUUGAUAUGCUUCUAGAAGAUGCAAUGGAUGGUUCACAAGUCAAUGCCACAAGCGCCAUAGAAAUUAUCACAGGUCUAGUUAAGUCCCUUCAAGCAAUUCAUAUCACUUCUUGGCACGCGAUAUUUCUAGGACUUUGGAUGGCUGCUCUACGCCUUGUUCAGAGAGAGAGGGAUCCUAUUGAGGGGCCCGUGCCUCGUUUGGACACUCGUCUGAGCAUGUUGUUGUCAAUCACAACUCUGGUAGUUGCCGAUCUUGUUGAGGAAGAGGAAAGUGUUGCAGUAGAUGAGUUUGAAUACUGUCUGGAAAUCAAGCAUCGGAUUUCCGGGAAAAGGCGUAUGGAUUUGAUAUUCAGUCUUCAGAAUCUACAUGAAUAUCAAAGCUUGCUAACUCCACCGCAGUCAGUCAUUUCUGCUGCUAAUCAAGCUGCAAGUAAAGCAAUGAUGUUUAUAUCUGGCAUCACUGUUGGUACUGCGUAUUUUGAUUCCAUCAGCACCAUGGAUAUGCCAAUUGACUGCUCUGGUACCUUGCAUCAUUUAAUAGUCGAGUCAUGUAUAGCCAGGAAUCUUCUGGAUUCUUCUGCUUAUCUCUGGCCAGGUUACGUAAAUGGGCAUAUUAACCAACUACCCCACAAUGUUCCUACUGAAGUUCCUGGCUGGUCAUCAUUUCUGAAAGGAGCAUCUCUAACUCCAGUAAUGAUCAAUGCUUUAGUCUCUACUCCUGCGUCAAGCUUUGCAGAGAUCGAAAAGGUCUUUGAGAUUGCAUGCAAAGGAUCAAAUGAUGAAAGAAUAGCCGGGGCUACUAUUCUUUGUGGGGCCUCAUUGAUUCGUGGAUGGAAUAUUCAGGAACACACUGUUUAUUUCAUAACUAGAUUGUUGUCUCCACCCGUUCCGGCCGACUAUUCCGAGAAUGAGAGUCACUUGAUAAGCUAUGCGCCCAUGCUCAAUGUUCUCCUUGUGGGAAUAGCACCAGUUGACUGUGUUCAGAUUUUCUCCCUCCAUGGUUUGGUUCCAGAGCUUGCUGGUUCAUUAAUGACAAUAUGUGAGGUUUUCGGUUCAUGCGUGCCGAAUAUCUCAUGGACCCUGACCACAGGAGAAGAAAUAUCAGCCCACGCUGUGUUUUCAAAUGCUUUUGCUCUUCUUCUAAAGCUAUGGAAGUUCAAUCACCCUCCUGUUGAAUAUGGCGUAGGAGACGUACCUCCAGUAGGAUCCCAACUCACUCCAGAGUACCUAUUACUGGUGCGAAACUCCCACCUAAUAUCUUCCGGGAACUCACUCAAGGAUCCAAAUCGAAGAAGACUUGCACGAGUAGCAUGUUCUUCAUCUUCGAAACCCAUAUUUGUGGACUCAUUUCCCAAACUUAAGGUGUGGUAUAGGCAACAUCUGGCUUGCAUAGCUUCUCCUCUCACCGGUCUUGUCAAUGGUACUCCAGUUCAUCAUACUGUUGAUGCCUUACUUAACAUGAUGUUCAGAAAAAUAAACAGAGGUAACCAGUCUGUGGCUAAUGUUACAUCUGGAAGUAGUAAUUCCUCUAGACUUGGAAGUGAAGAAGGUUACCUAAGGCCUAAAUUGCCUGCUUGGGAUAUUCUUGAAGCCGUUCCUUUCGUGGCUGAUGCUGCUCUUACCGCAUGUGCUCAUGGGAGAUUGUCUCCUCGUGAACUCUGCACAGGGCUGAAAGACUUAGCUGAUUAUCUUCCUGCAACUCUGGCGACCAUUGUCAGUUACUUCUCGGCUGAAGUGACUCGUGGAGUAUGGAAGUCAGUUUUUAUGAACGGGACCGAUUGGCCUAGUCCAGCUGCUAAUCUCUCAAGUGUUGAGGAACAGAUAAAGAAAAUAUUAGCUGCCACCGGUGUGGAUGUCCCCAGUCUUGCUGCAGGAGUAAGUUCUCCAGCAGCACUUCCAUUGCCUUUGGCUGCAUUUGUGAGCCUCACAAUAACCUAUAAGCUCGAUAAGGCCUCCCAACGUUUUCUUGAUCUGGCGGGGCCCGCUUUGGAGACCCUUGCUGCAGGUUGCCCGUGGCCAUGCAUGCCGAUCGUAGCUUCUUUGUGGACUCAAAAGGCGAAGCGGUGGAGCGACUUCCUUGUCUUUUCUGCUUCUCGCACAGUCUUCCUACACAGCAACGAUGCUGUUGUCCAACUUCUCAGAAGCUGUUUCAGUGCCACCCUUGGCUUGAACACUAGCUGUUGCAUCUCGAGCAAUGGUGGAAUCGGAGCGCUUCUUGGCCAUGGAUUUGGAUCCCAUUUCAACGGUGGGAUCUCUCCCGUUGCACCGGGGAUCCUAUACUUACGUGUCUACCGCUCAAUUAGAGAUGUCAUGUUUCUAAGAGAGGAGAUAGUUUCACUUCUCAUGCAAACAGUAGAAGACAUAGUGUGCUUAAAACCGAAGAAAUCCAAAUAUGGGCAUGCUUCUUUUGCUGCAGCUUUAACUGAGGUGAAAGUAGCAGCAUCUCUGGGAGCUUCUGUAGUGUUCUUAACUGGUGGAUUAGGGCUGGUACAGUCACUAUUUAAGGAAACACUUCCAUCUUGGUUUAUGUCCAUUCACAGGUCUGAAAAAGAAGGGAAUAGAGGUGGAAUUCUUCCGAUGCUCCGAGGGUACGCACUCGCGUAUUUAGCUGCUCUUUGUGGAGCUUUUAUUUGGGGUAUCGACUCAUCAUUAUCAGCAGCUUCUAAACGAAGGCCUAAAAUUCUUGGAUGCCACAUGGAAUUUCUGGCUAGUGCUUUAGAUGGAAAGAUUUCGGUUGGCUGUGAUCCAGCCACUUGGCAUGCUUAUGUCUCUGGUUUCUUGAGUUUAAUGGUGAGAUGCACACCUACGUGGAUAUUGGAGUUGAAUGUCGAAUUGUUGACUAGACUAUGCAAAGGACUGAGACAAUGGAACGAAAAUGAGCUUGCUCUUGCUUUGCUUGGAGUAGGUGGACAUGGUACUAUGGGCUCAGCAGCUGAAAUGAUCAUCGAAACUGAGUUUUAACUUCAAUUCUUUUUUUUUUCCUCUUUUUUUUUGUAGAUCAACUAGAAUGGCUUGUACAGUAAGUAAACACAUAGCUACUAAUUCUUGGAUAAUCUAUUUUGUAAGAGAAGUUCUUACCGUUACAUAAUACCACUAUAACCAGGUGAUCUCGCGAGUUUUUCA
Erythranthe guttata (spotted monkey flower) is the source of this 4554-nucleotide messenger RNA. NCBI's taxonomy places the organism in Eukaryota, Viridiplantae, Streptophyta, Magnoliopsida, Lamiales, Phrymaceae. The record is from RefSeq and is a predicted model, not a curated record.